This is a messenger RNA of Pectinophora gossypiella (pink bollworm), 2382 nucleotides long. It is a transcript of the gene 14-3-3epsilon, whose product is annotated as 14-3-3 protein epsilon. Bases 124 to 912 code for a protein of 262 amino acids. Gene Ontology annotation, cellular component: cytoplasm. Gene Ontology annotation, biological process: signal transduction. Lineage: Eukaryota; Metazoa; Arthropoda; Insecta; Lepidoptera; Gelechiidae. The transcript has 5 exons. The record is from RefSeq and is a predicted model, not a curated record.
UGACGUCAUGGGCGGAGUUUAGUUGAAGAUCGAAUUUGGAUUCGGUUGGCGGGCGCGGCCAUCUUGGUGAAUUAGUGACCUGGCGAUUCGGUUUAGUUAGUGAAAAAUCAUUUGUCAUCCACAAUGUCCGAAAGGGAAGAUAAUGUGUAUAAAGCUAAGUUAGCCGAGCAGGCUGAGCGCUACGAUGAAAUGGUGGAGGCGAUGAAGAACGUGGCAUCCCGCAACGUGUCUGACAAUGAACUCACAGUGGAGGAGAGGAACCUCCUGUCGGUGGCGUACAAGAACGUGAUAGGUGCGCGCCGGGCUUCCUGGAGGAUCAUCUCCUCCAUCGAACAGAAGGAAGAAACAAAAGGCGCAGAGGACAAGCUGAACAUGAUCCGGGCGUACCGCAGCCAGGUGGAGAAGGAGCUGCGCGACAUCUGCUCCGACAUCCUCUCCGUGCUCGACAAACACCUCAUCCCUUCCUCCCAGACCGGCGAGUCCAAAGUCUUCUACUACAAAAUGAAGGGUGAUUACCACCGAUACCUGGCGGAGUUCGCCACGGGCAACGACCGCAAGGAGGCGGCGGAGAACUCUCUGGUGGCGUACAAGGCCGCCUCCGACAUCGCCAUGACCGAGCUGCCGCCCACGCACCCCAUCCGCCUCGGACUUGCACUCAACUUCUCAGUAUUCUACUACGAGAUCCUGAACAGCCCGGACCGCGCAUGCCGGCUGGCCAAGGCGGCGUUCGACGACGCCAUCGCCGAGCUGGACACGCUGUCGGAGGAGAGCUACAAGGACUCGACGCUGAUCAUGCAGCUGCUGCGCGACAACCUGACGCUGUGGACGUCGGACAUGCAGGGCGACGGCGAGUCCGCCGAGGCCGAGCAGAAGGAGGCACAGCAGGACGUCGAGGAUCAGGACGUGUCGUAAUACGCUCCUCCCGCGUAUUAUAAUAUAAUAAAAAAAAUAACUAUAGUAUCAUGUAAGACCCGGCCCUCGAUGACGACCGGUCGUAAGACGCCGCCCCGACCCUCGCCCGCUCUCCCGUCGUGGCUAACAAAUCCGACAGUAUACAUUUUAAAUAUGUACUUCUUUUGAUAUAUUUGUUUUCGAUUACGAAAGAGAAUAAUGUAUAAGAAAAAAAGUACUUUGGUAUUGCAUUUUAUCUGUAUGUUCUAAGAUGUAUUUUCGGUACACUCUGAUUGAUCUCUUAGCUUUCCGCUGUCCUGCCCUCGUAUACAAAUUGUGGUGUCUCGCGAGUAACAGAGUAGAUAUGUCACCAACAGGGAUUUUUACUGUAUUUAAAAACGCUCUUAGACUUUCCAUCUCUCCGACGGCUACUCUUAAGGUGGGAAUUGUAAAUUUUCUAAGUAUUUUAUACCGUGUGUAAAAUUAAAUGUAUUUAACUCUGUUGAGACUUGUACAAGCACCAUAGCGGCAUGUGUAUUGUAAUGAAUUUUGUUUGUUUCGGUCACUAGUACGCCUCUCAUAGUUGGAUAUCUCCGCGUCGAUUCGGUCUGCACAAAUAGUCGUUUUAUACAAUGGACGUUACUCUGGUGGCUAGGUUGUGUUGAGACUGUUGCUAGUGUUGUAUUAGUGGGUGGUGGCUGCUAGUGGUAGCUCUCGUCGCGAGUCUUCCGCGCCAGCUCGCACCUCGCAGCUCGCUGCAUUUGUAUACAUUUGAAUGAUUCAUUAUAUUUUAACAGUAACAUUACAUUAUUAGGGUGGUAUAUGUAGUUACUUGCAAUAUUUAGCUAAGUGAUAGUCGCGUCACCCUGUUGGUCUUUAUGUAUCUAUCGUGUCGAGCGUACGUAUCGUAUUUAUUGCAACGGUUUGUGUAAAUUGUGACUACUGUGUAGUACUAUCGUCUGAACAAAGUGCGCUCCGCCGUACACGUCGAUGUGCCGCUUCGUUCGUAUCGCAACAUUUGGAGUAUUCACACUUGAAUUGCUUUAAUUACUUACGAGUAUUGUGAUAGAGAUUUUGUAUAUUUUAAUUUAUUUUUUUAAUUUCGCAUGUUUCUCGAAAACAAAAAUUGCUGUAGCGCUACAUCUCUUACGAUUUUACAGGACGAACCGUAGUUGUAAAGUUGUGCUAGGUUAAGGUAAUGCACUUGAGGCGAUCGAACAUUCCAUCUCCACCCUGUCUGAGAGGCGGCGGCUGCGCCGGCCGGCCCCGCCGCCGGGCGCCGCCGCGAGUGAGCAAGUGCGUGCCCGAGUAAGAUAUUAGCGUUAUUUUAUUUGAAUUUGUAAUAUUGCAUAUAUUUUGUUAAUUUAUCCACAAAAAUACUGAUGCAAUUAGCCUUAGUGUUAUGCAAUAUUGAUUUAUGUCCUACCAACUACAUGGAAAUUUAUUGUAAAUGACAGUGUAAAUCUAAUAAUAAAAUUCAAAAGUCCAAAA